Molecule: messenger RNA, 2208 nt
Organism: Aphis gossypii (cotton aphid)
Lineage: Eukaryota; Metazoa; Arthropoda; Insecta; Hemiptera; Aphididae
Gene: hry
Product: protein hairy
Exons: 3
Coding region: 399-1247 (282 amino acids)
Biological process (GO): regulation of neurogenesis; anterior/posterior pattern specification; regulation of transcription by RNA polymerase II
Cellular component (GO): nucleus
Molecular function (GO): DNA-binding transcription factor activity, RNA polymerase II-specific; protein dimerization activity; RNA polymerase II cis-regulatory region sequence-specific DNA binding
Source: RefSeq, a predicted model, not a curated record
CGCGCGUGCAUGUGUUGCGCCGCCGCCGCGCGUGCGCGUGCGCGUGUGCGAGCGUGUUCGAACGCGCGCGCGACCGUCUCUCUCUUCAUUCCGCUGGUUUUCGGCACGGAAGCGCCAAGUGACACGACGACGCCUCUCUCACCGCUCUUCGGCAGCAGCUCGCACCGACACGCGUCGCCACCCGGUGGGUCUUCCGCGCUCGUCCGUCUCCGCGUGUGCACGCGCCUACGAACUUUUCGCGUAUCGCGACCGGUCGGCCGUGCUUUUUUAUCGUUGUGAUUUUUUUUUUCGUCCCCGUUUUUUACUCGUCGUCCGCGCGUACGACCUCAGAUAUCGCUCGCUUUUUUUUUUUUUUUUUAAUUUUUUUUUUUUGAAGACAACGAAAAAGACCCGUCGUCAUGACUUCCGGAGUGGCGGACGACGCGGAUCCGCUGCACACGCAGCGCUCGCCUUUGGCCGCGGACGCGUGCAGCCAAAAGAAGAUAAACGAAAACAAUCGUCGGAGUAACAAACCAAUAAUGGAGAAGAAAAGAAGAGCAAGAAUAAAUAACUGUUUAAAUGAACUAAAGACUUUGAUCUUAGAUGCAACUAAAAAAGACCCAGCUAGACAUUCGAAAUUGGAAAAAGCAGAUAUAUUAGAAAUGACCGUAAAACACUUGGAAUCUAUGCAAAGGCACAAUGUGGCUUUAUCUGCUGCCACGGAGUCUACAGUAGCCAACAAAUUCAAGGCUGGGUUUACAGAGUGUACCAAUGAAGUAAACCGAUUCCCCGGACUUGAACCUCACGUUCGCAAACGUCUCAUGCAGCACUUGAAUACGUACUUCAAUAAAGAAAGUGGUAAUAACAACCCAAAAAUCCUUCCUACACCUCCAGAAAAAUCAAACCUCCAAUUACACUUGGACUCUAACCAGAACGCCAUACUAUUGGGCACUGGUUCAGCUUGUGGAGUUCAACUGGUUCCUACAAGACUUUCCAAUGGUGAUAUCGCUCUAGUUUUGCCCUCUAGAUCUACCGAAACAUCACCGCCUCCGCCACUCUCCAUGAUUGCACCAACGCCGCCGUCCACUCAAUCCGAUUCGUCUGAUACCGAGUCGCCUAUGCCCGACAGGCCUUUAUCGUGCUAUUCAAUGGGUAGCACCGAUAGUACAGAUACAUAUAGUCAACCAGAACUUCCCUUGGCGUUGGUUACCAAACACAGACGAGACGACGAACAGUCAGACCUAGAACAGCCCUGGCGGCCGUGGUAGCAAUAAUUGAUUUUCUAGUUAAACAGGACCCUCUCAUUAAUUAAGCGUUUUUACUUUUAUCUUCAAAACAUGUGUAUGAUGCAUGCUAUUUUUAUUCAUUGACUUACAUUAAAUUAUUUCUUUGUGCCAUACGUUUGAAAUCGUAAAAAUUGUUUAUUAGAAGUAAAAGGCUGGUAGCUCAUAACUAUUUCAUAAGACAACUGACAUUUAUAUUUUUAUUUUUACGUCAUAGUUCGAAAAAUCCAAUAAACAAUUGAAAUUAUUUUGUUAGAAUUAUUAUUUUUUUUUUAACGCUAAGAUGUAUAACAGUAUGUACCUCUACUUACAAAGUUAUUGAAACAAAACAGGGUUCGUGCAAAUAUUAUGUUAUUAUAAUUUCAAGAUCAAAUAUUAAAAUUGCCGGGCAUCAGUGCAACAUAUUAUGUUAUCAGUGUUAACGGUUAAUUCUUAUCCAAUUAUCGUGCAUGGUUAAUACAUAUUAUAAUAAUGAUAUUUUUAUUUUUUAUGUUCUAUUUAAUUUACAUACCUACCUUGUACCUAUAAUUACAUACGAUUUAUUUAAUCAAUUGAAUUAAAUGUGCAUUUAAUUUGUAUUUGAUUUAAUCAUCUUCUAUACAUAAAUUAAAUAUUUAGCUUAAAACUUUAAUAGUAAGAACUAAGAAUGUAAGAUAUUUAUAGAAGUGUAAAGAUUUUGAUUUAAAUGACUUAAAAUGCAUAAUCUAUUUGUUUUUGUUAAAUUAUGUAAAAUUGUAAUGUUGUAUUAUAUAUUAUAAAUCUUGAAUUUAAAAAAGUACCUUUACAGCAAUAAUUACAUUGUCUUCCAUUUAAUUGUAUCUUAAUGGGCUUACCUGUUAUUUACAUGUUACUUUAUUUUAAUAUUGUGUUAUUCAAUUAUAUGAAAUAUAUUGUAAGUAAUUACUUGAUGUUUAAGUAAUACAAUUAUGUUAUUAAAUUAUAAAAA